UCAAAAAAUGGCCUGCUGAACUACCAGGGGAUAAAGUGGACACUGAUGUUGUCAGCUUUUCUGUUUCAAAAUACUGUGUACUUCUAUCACAGGAAAUGCUUGUGCUCUCUGACCCAUGGUGCACAAUCUUCAGCUUCUUCCCAUAGUAAUGCAUAAUGAAGUCUACAGGGAAUUUUCAAACCUGUCCAUCAGAAACCCUUGCUUCUGAUACCGAGGAACUUGAGAGCGAGAGUGAGAACAGUCAGAUUGAUGGCAUUGCAAAAAAGAAGAGAAAGACCUAUUCAACUGGCAUUAACAAACAACGGCAAGCAGCAAACGCGAGGGAGAGGGACAGAACCCACAGUGUGAACACAGCAUUUUCAGCUCUCAGGAAUCUCAUUCCAACCGAGCCAUCAGACCGCAAACUAUCGAAGAUAGAGACCCUGCGCUUGGCUUCCAGUUAUAUUUCCCAUCUGGCGAAUGUCCUCCUCCUGGGAGAGGAUUUUCUGGACGGGCAGCCCUGUUUAAAAUAUCGAGCGGUCAGGCAGAGCAGCACUAACGACAUAAAUACUGCAGCUCCCAGACCUAUAUGCACCUUCUGUCUUAGUAAUCAGAGAAAAAUGCUUAGAGAAGGAGAAAAACACCUCCCUGUCUGAUGUUUAUGAGGACAUCCCUUUGGAUGAGAUGCACAACUACUACUGCACUGACUCAAAAAAAUACAAAGACCGUUUACUGUACUAAUAUGUUUACAUAAUAUGUUAUUUAUUGUAAAAGAAAUGUUAUAUAUUCUAAUAUGUCCAUUAGAUAAAUCUACUUGCACUUUCUGUUUACAACGUUGAGUUUUCAAGUUAGGGUGUUCUAUUAAUGAAACCGAACACUAUGGGCAAGGUUGCACCUGGCAUUACGGUUAUUUUUAGGGGCAGAAAUGUUAAACCUCAGCAUCUCCAAUUCGAAGGAAGGUUGUGGGACUCAGACUAAGGUCACAUGAUGUAAUUUAAGCAGACGCACCCAGUGCUUUCUGUCAAUGUGUUCUUCACAACACGUCAUCACCAGUUUCCAGGAUCCAAUGACUGACCAUAUCCUUCAGUGUGAAAAUAACAGGGGAAAUAUCUGUCCACAGUGAAUGAGUUGCUUACCUCAAUGGCAUUUGAAAAUAAAUCUGAAUGAUUUUUAAAGGAAGAUUGUUUGCUACAAAUCCCCCAAAUCCUAUUUUUUUUACUAUCUCAAGUCGACUUUUAUUAAAAUAUGGAGCUGAAAUAUUGUGCAUUAUGUGGAUCUAAACCACUCUGAGGUGCUUCAAGAAUCAAUGAUGUAAUAAUAGUUUUCUUCCAAUUGUGUGUAUAAUGUCACUACAAGUAUAAAUAAUUGAUGGUUUCAUACAGAUUAAAUUUUAUUAUUAACUUGGGACAAAGUCAGGUAGAUUGAUAUCACUUUAUGUGUUAUCCCCAAAGGGUUCAAUUGCUCACUUUGACAAUAAUGCCGAGUGAUGCAAACAAACUGCUGACUGCCUUAUCCGCCAUAUUGCUCAGUAUGGUGAAAUGGGAAGUGCAUAUAGCAGAUACGUGCAUCUCCUAUUCAUUUGAACUUUAAUGGAUUUUGCACUUCUGCAAAUAUAUAUGUCUAUAGUCCUGCUGUCAAUCUCUCAUCCCAUAAAGCGAGAGUGUUUUAUCAAACUAAGCUGCAUUCCCCUGCAUUGUAUAGCAUGGCAUUCUAGCCGUACUUUGGACAAUUUAGUUUAGCCUACAUAAUGGAUGUUUAUCGAAACAUUCUUCAGUGGAUGGUUGAAAAUGCAAUAAGUGCCAAGUUACAUUCUUUUACACUGGUUCACUGUUUAGCUACUGAAAAUAGGGCACCGAAUGAUAAAAGAAAGAUCGCCACUUUAUUCUGUACUGUGUAUCCAUUUUUUUGUGGAUUAACUAAAUUGCUCCCAUUUUGAUUUGGUUUGAUGUGGUCAGUAUAAAACUCGCUAACAAGGAAUGUACAGAUUAAAACUAUUACUAUAUUUAUCAUACAUAGAUGCAACAAGUUUUAUUUUUAUGCACAAGACAUCUGUUUAUUUGCCAUGAUUUUUAUUGAAAUGUUUAGAUCUCUGGUAAAUGUGUUUUAGUCUAGAUAAAUUUAUACUUGAAUAUGUGUGGAAAAAUAGCAUGCCGUCUUCCUCUAAAGAAAACGUUAUUUUCUUAAUUUUACUUAUUUAAGAAUUAAGCAAAUAAAAUAUGUCAAUUCAGAUUGA
This is a messenger RNA of Amblyraja radiata (thorny skate), 2212 nucleotides long. RefSeq names its product transcription factor 15. The record is from RefSeq and is a predicted model, not a curated record. Bases 156 to 635 code for a protein of 159 amino acids. Gene Ontology annotation, molecular function: DNA-binding transcription factor activity, RNA polymerase II-specific; RNA polymerase II transcription regulatory region sequence-specific DNA binding; protein dimerization activity. Gene Ontology annotation, biological process: regulation of transcription by RNA polymerase II; developmental process. The transcript is spliced from 2 exons. Lineage: Eukaryota; Metazoa; Chordata; Chondrichthyes; Rajiformes; Rajidae.